AAGCAGAAUAGACCUACGAAUUCUAAUGUUAGCGCGCAGCCAUCGUUGCGUGCCAUCGCCGCUGGAUCAUCGCAGUGACCAUCGCAGACCAAUAGUAGACAGGUGCCAAUAUGGCUGCUAUUGCACUGCCUCGUCUUCUUGUGACAUCGCCCUUUGUCCCGGCGACGAUAUUCUAAUUCACGCCGACAAGUUCUGAUCAGCGACGUACGACAGACGACACUUCCUUUAAAUGGAACGGCGAACUUCAAUGGAAGACUUCAGCUAGCAAAAUGUCAACCCGCUCGCAGCUCACGAAAGAUCUGAACGAAUCGGUGAAAGCUUUACUUGGCAAGCAUGUGAAGAUACUGUUGAAAAACGUGGUGAAAUUAGAAACCAAGCAGGAUAAACAAGAAAAUCGUGUUCUCGUAUUUUCACCAUGCCGCCUCUUUCUUCUAUCGGCCAAAGUACCCACAAGAAUCGACUGCCAUUUUCAUUAUCUAGAGAUAACAGCCAUAGAGUCCAAACGAGCGAAUCAGCUAUGUUUGACUGUCGGAGAGCGAUAUUACAACUUCACUACGACCAGCGUGGGCGCGGACACUACAGAGGUGGACGCCAUGAUAGAGGCCUUACACACGGCGAUUCGAAAUAUCUUUCCUACAGUGCCACUAAAUUACAUUAUACGAAAGAUAGAAGUAAUACCAGCUAGCAGAUUGCAAAGUAUACGAGGCAGUGAGUUGGCCAGGAGCACAGAAGCUACAAGACACACGGGUCCAUGUGGUGGAUUCUCUACGCAGUAUGCGUGUAUGUGCGACCUGCAUGGCGUGCCGUACAGAGAGGAAGUGGCUUGGGACGUCGAUACGAUAUACCUGUCGCACGAUACGAGGGAGCUGAAUCUGAGAGACUUCGAUCAUCUGGAUCAGAAGGACUUGGUGCCGAUCAUCUCGGCUUUGGAAUACAACACUUGGUUCACGAAACUGAGGGCCUCCCACCUUAAGCUGAGCCACGAACCCUUGGAACGAUUGUUACACGUUAUGCGAAGGUCUCUGUCCAUUCAGGAACUCUAUCUGGACAAUCUUGGUAUCAAAUGGGAUUUCGCUCACAAGCUGUCAUUGGCCUUAAUUUCUAAUGCUAACACGAUGCUGCAAACGAUAGAUCUGUCGCACAAUACGAUUGAGGACAAAGGAGCCUCUAGCUUGUGCGGGAUAAUAGCCAAGUUAAUGCAAGGUGGCACACACCUGAGUGGUCCUAUCGGCAAAUUGCCUAAGGGUUUGCAGAAGUUGAAUCUGGCCCACUGUGGAUUAACCGGCAAGGGUGUGGGCCAGAUAGCGCAUGCGUUAAGCUUAAACAGGAGCAUGCCGACUAGCUUGCGAUGUCUGAAUUUCUCGGAAAACACGUUGAAAGACGACAUUAAUAAUCUGUGCAAUUUCCUCGCGCAACCUAACAGUCUAACACAUCUGGAUCUUAGCGGUACGGAUACUACUUUAGAAUGCUUAUUCGGUGCAUUACUACGGGGUUGUGCAACUAAUCUAGUCCACCUGAACGUUGCUCGAAAUUCCUUUUCGAGCAAGAAGACCAAAGAGAUACCUCCGAGUUUUAAGCAAUUCUUCACGGCUACCCUUUCGUUGAAGUACUUAAACAUAUCCUCCUGCAAACUACCGUUGGAGGCAUUAAAGCACUUGCUACUCGGCCUGGCGUGCAACGAAAGCACUGUUGGUCUAGAGCUUGACAUGAGCGGGAACAAUUUGGGCUCCAUGGGCGCCCACGUUUUGGAGUCAUGCAUUCACGGAGUUCGAUGCAUAGCGUCGUUGGAUAUAUCGGAUAGUAAUAUGGACGUGGAUUUGGCGCAAGUUAUAACGGCUGUAGGGAAAAACAAAUCGAUAAAGCAGUUGUACAUGGGACGCAAUACCGCCAGUAUGAAGAGCAAGCACAUAGCUGUUGUGAUGGACGCUCUGGUGCAGAUGCUUCAGGAGGACGAUUGCGUGCUUCAAGCGUUGCACUUGCCCGAUUCUCGAUUGAAGGGUGAUCUCUACAAUCUAAUCAACGCACUCGGCAGCAACACGUGUCUUCACACCCUCGAUAUCAGCGGCAAUCAGAUAGGCGAUCCUGGCGCAAGAUUGCUGGCGAAAGCGUUGCAGAUUAAUAAUCAUUUACGGACCAUCAUAUACGAUAAGAACAAUAUCACGUUACAAGGCUACGCGGAUAUCGUUCACGCUUUGGAGAAAAACUGCAGUGUGCGUCACAUGCCGUUCCCGAUCUACGAUCUGCAGCCUUGCAUGAAGACUUCCGCAGAGAAAACGGAGCAAUUGGCCAAGAAAAUUCAGGAUUUGUUGCAGAGAAACGUCACGCCGUGCAAGUAUAGUCACGGACAGGCAUUCAGAUUACAGCAGGGAUUUCUGUUGAGCUCUACGCAACAGAUGGUUGAUAGACUCGUUGUGCAGACGCAGGAUACUAUCAAAGCCUUGGCGGCGGAAAGUUGCGACGCUAAUAAUGAUAUCAAUUAUGCGACCGGACUUAUACAAGACGCGGAUAAUUCCAAACAGUUAUUGCCAAGAUUGCACGAGGUACUGCAAAGACGGGACGAAAAUAAUCCGAUCGAGCUGAAGUUACACGAUAUGGCAAACGAAAUUCACAAAGUUGUAACGGUAUAUCUACAGGAUUCUUUGGACGCGAUGUUGAAGUGCGUGAAUGAACAGUGUCCUACUAUAUUAUCGCAAACGGUGAUCAGAGGCGAUGAGAGUGAGCCGAUCGCGGUGCAAGAUGAUCUUCGUAAUACGUGCAAAGAGAAGAACCAAAUCAAUAACGAAUUCAUACAUACCACCGUUACCGAACAAGCUGGCGCAGAUAUCGUUAAUAAAGUCAACGAGCUUAAUUUAGCAGUUGCAGCACAUAUAUCUGAUAGAAUUACGGAUGAAGUAAUCGAAUCAUUAUCAAGAAGCUAUAAAACUCUGAUCGGAGAUUGUGAUAGUCGAACGAGAAGCAGCACACCAGAUGUUCUACGACCUAGUGCUGGCUCGAUGAGCAGUGGAAGCGUGAUCGGUGUGACUAGCGCGAGCGGUGUAUCUAUAACGCUACCUCCUGGCAGAGCCAGCCUCGUCUCUGAAGAGGACUGUCCGCCAGAAACAUGUUCGUUGGCAAAUUCCAUUGGUCAAUGCGUCAGUGACCAAUCGCCAAUGAAAUUGGACUAUCUUAAUCUGGCGACGCCGCAUCUGUCGAAUAAACGUAAAAGUCUGCACGGAAGAAAACUGAGACCAAAGUCCGUGGUAGAUUCGGUGGAGGGAUUGUCCGCCGACGAUAUUCCGGAUCUCUUACCGUCGCUGCCAAAAAGUCAAGCGGAAGCUAUUUCAGAAACUGAGCACUCGUUGACAGAGUCUCUGGACUCUGUCUCGGAAUUGCCCAAUACCGUAGGUCAGCAACUUCAGCAUCUCGUCAAGUCCAGGCCGCGUCGGACGAAGACGAGAGCACCCACGAGACCGAUGUUACGACCGGAUCAGCCGAUCGACGGCCUUGCCUUGGGUGAAGGUCUCGAUGUAUUCUUCCGACCGACUACACCGACAACGCCUCUGAUAUCACCUACGAGUGAUGAUAGCUCUCUACACACUUUCCCAACAGACGGUAGUCCUAAUCUGUCAUUGACCAGUCACAAAAGUAUCCCGCCGGACAUGGAAAAGAAGCACAGCUGCAACUCGCCAAUGCUGAAGACUCUCUUAGAACCCACUCCGCGUUCACGGUCCAGCGACAAUCUGGAGAAAUUUUCUCCUCUCGUCGGCAGAAGAUCUCAGGGCGAUUCUCCGUUGACUGCGUCGCCGCUCGCCCGACGCAAUACCACCGAUAGCGCUCAGACUCACGAGAGAUCCGUCGCGAAAGGUGAGUCUUUCGCGAAGGAGACUUACAACAGCGCAGCUAUGAACGACGCGAGCGACGAUUCUAAGCGUAGUACGCUAACGAAUGUCUCCAGUAUGAGUCCGCGUGGCUCACGCGAUAUCGACGAUAGCUUUGCGAGUACGUCAGACAGAGACACGUCAAUAACGAUGUCGAAAGAACAGGACAGUCGUAAGAGUACUGUAAAGAAAUCUACCACCGACACGGACAAGUCCUCUGUGAAGCUACGGUCCACCGGAUACGAUCUGAGAAGUCCUAUAAACGGCAGUGGCGGCGCCAAGAGCACGUCUUCUGUUGACUCGGCUAAGUCUCCGAUACUGAAACCAUUGGCAAAGAGCAGUGGGUCUACGAGCGACGGAAAGAGCAACGGCGCAUUAUUAAAGAACAAGCCGACUCCGCCAGCGACAGCUCCUAAACCACGACCGUGGAGCAUGACAACUGAUCGGAAAUCUGGUGAAUUCAGUCUGUUAAGCGACGGCUCCAGCCCGAACACCUCGGCUGGCAAUACGCCGGAUUCUGGUGACGCUCUCGACGAGUCGACUGAUAGCGGCGUCAGCGGUCCAGCUUCUUUGCCGCCGACGUUAUCGGCGAGUAGCACUGCGAGUUCGUUGAGCAACAACAGCGUCGAGAAGAGAUCGGUGAGGGAACUGGCGGCGAGUCUGAACAAGAGUAAGGCUGACAGGAAGGAGAACGAACAUACCGCACCUGCAGCAUGGCGGUCGUUGCUUCAACGUUCUGUCGACCGAGCGGACGCAAAGGUAACGGAAGUACCGAGAAUGGUUGAUGAGAGUCGUCUCAGCUUUAAACUUCGUCGCACGUCAUUCCUGCGCGAUUCAAAUUUCAACUACAACAACGACGUGGUUGACGUUUGAUCGGGAGCGAGCGGCCGGCGUCGACGCCUCACUCACGGAGAGUGUCCUCUUCUUCCUUCGCGCGCCGUGCAGAGCCGAUAUCUGGCACACCGACACAGACAGUAACAGUACUUCACGUCUUCGUGCCAUAGAGAUGGUCUCACUGCGUUCUCCGUGUAUAUACCGAGCGAUUUUACCAUUAGCGACAGGGUAUCGAAAGUUUUUACAAUUACAGAAGCACUACUAAUCCGUUGUUAAGGUGGCAUUAGAGAUCUUACGCUAGUUUUGUAUGACGUUGCGUUUUUUACGCGCACGUGCGCGGCCGUAUUUCGACUCAGUCAUUAAACGCAUGUUCUUUGCGACUUACGCUUCGUACGUUUCGUGUGACGAGACCGAUUUCUCACUUUUUCAGUAAUUAACGCGUCUCGACUCCUGUCGGCUCGUCGAGACGUCGAAUAAAACCACUUCCAUUUGCAAGCAACGUCUCAUUCCGUCGAUUCGAUUAGCGAUUAUUCGUUAGUGUCGUUAGUAAGAGAGGGUGUUGGCAAAGUGUUCUAUUCUUCGAAUAUUCGUUUUAAUAUGUAAAUAUUAUUAUAUACAUAUUGUUUGUCUGUGCAUCUCAACAGCAAGAACAUCUAGAAUAGACGAGCCACGUCGCGCGAUUCCAGUGAAAUGGUUUAUAGAGCCUCACCGGUUUCACUUUUGCGUAUUGGACGUUACGAGUAGCGACGACGCUUUAUCAAAGCGGCAUGUCGAUUAGGGAAGAGAAAAAAUGCGCAGGCGUUUUCCAAGAUCGCGUUAAUAGGGGCCGUGUAAUAUCGAGAUUUCAUGCACACGCGUGAUUUCGUUUUGUUCGAACAGAAUAUGUAGUAACGUCCAUUCCGAUUCGCGCUCUUUCGUUUUCAGUGCGGCAUGUGUGUUCUUAAACUGUGAUCGACUCAUAGAGAUGUUCACAUGUGGAUUUGGUCCGUCAUAGUUUCCAUCACGAUGAUACAUUCUAUCGUCUCUAAGAGACACUAACAAGUAAAUACGGGUAUCAGAGGCAGCUCUUAACGCAUUUAUUAUUUUAUUGAUGCAGCUAAGAACUUAUUUGUUAUUUUAUCAGCGCAGUUUUCUUUUUACCGAACAAUGAAAGUGAUGAUGUACGAAGCGAGAUACACUUUAGUGAGCAUUUUAAUGCCGUUGCGUGUUGGCCUCGAUCUCCGCCGUUUCGAUUGUAUUAGAUUGGUGCAAAAGAUUUGUCAUUUCUUAAUUAAGUUCUAGGAUGUUUGGAUAUUAAACGAAAAAUAGUAAAUCUUCCCAAAAAUUAUGAAUCCUUCGGAAUCGGAUAAUUUCGUUUUCUAUUUUAUUAGACAAACACCGUUUGCACUAAUCCGAUAGAAGUUGUAAAUUGAUCUCAGCUUUCAGUAUUGCGACACUCGACGUUACUUUUCUUUUCAAACGAGGUAACAGAUAUUCUUCACUGCAGAAACUCGAUUGAAUGAUAAUCAUGAAUAAUCAUCGUAAACGUAGAAUUUGUGAAAAGUCACAGUGUUUUCGACGUUAUUUGACAGAAGAUGUAGAGUUCUAGCUACGUCUCGUCGUUCAAUUGAAUAAGACUUACAAUACAAAAUUAAUAUAUCGAAAUUGCUCGCGUUGCAAAUAUUCGGACGAUGUCUCUUGUCACGAUGAAAGCGUAUACUCUUUUAGACGCGAGCGUUCGGCUCAGUGCAGUUUAUACAAUUUAUCACGUGUCGACAAUGUAUUUGUCUUUUUAUAUAGCGAUACAACGCGUGUACAUACAUAUGUAAAAAGUAUAGAUUUACGUGUAGGUAUAGGUAUAUAGUGAAAAGGAACAAAAAGUAUAUAAAAUAACCCAUAGGAAUCCGCGAUUCUUACGUCUUCGAGGAGAAGCAACGCGCGAGAGAAAAGAAAGCACGGAUUUUGAGGCGUCUUGCGAAUUUUUUUACCGUUUAGCUAUUAUCAGACCAUGUAACACAUUGAUAUUAUACACAUUAUGCUGAUCCCUUAUACGAGGAUUCAUAAAACAUGUGAUCGUUGCAUUUUAUCAUGAUAUUACACAUUAAACGAAAAAAAAUAAAGAGAGAAAGCAUUCUCCUUCCUCUAACGUUAAAGCAUGGUCGAGUAUUAAAACUAAAGAAAGAAGAAGCAUUCUGUAUCGAAAUGAAAAAUUUGUGUGUGUGUGUGUGAGUCGAGUGUGUACGCGCGCACGUGUGCAGCAAAACAUAUACUUAAUCUGCGUAAACAGGACUGUUCAACGUAUAUAUGAGAGAUGCGUUAGAUAGUCAUGUGUAUACAUAUGGAUACACACACGGAUCUAUAUGAGACGUCACUGACGAAACCUGGAGAAAUGUUGGAGUAUUGAGAGAAUUGAGGAGAGAACAAAUGAGCAGGAUUGGAAGUAACGCGUUAAUCGUAACGUUGUUAUCGUUAUAAGUUUCUUUAUUUUCUAAUUAACGAUCGUUUAAUCACAUUUUUCGAGUAUUUAACGGUGCCGAGUAUAACUUUAUACAUGUAGGUGAUACUUAUCGCAAUUUCUUCUCAUCCGUGUAAAAAUGAUAACAGUUGCCAGACGUUACAAUAAGAAUAGAGAUGAUGAUAUGCUAAAAAAUGAAAAAAAAUAAGGAACAAUUUUCAAAAAUCGAUAAAAGAAAUUAUAACUUGUUAUUUUUUGAGCAAUAAUAACGGCGUUUUUUACUUUUUUAAUGAUGAACAAGUUACUUUUGAAAAAUAACUUUUGUAACUGCGUGAAUGAGAUACAAUUUAUUCUUACUUCUAUUACAUCUCAUGAGACUUCUAUUAAACAAAGUUACUGGUCCUAAGGCAUACCUCUUUCUUACACAACUAUGCAUAUAAAUUACACGACGAAGGUGCAUUCUCACUAAACUCGUAUGGUCUACUCUAGAUAAAACUUAAGGAGAUUUCGUAUCCAUAUUUAAUCGAUCCGAUUCGACAGAUGAAUAGCUACUUAAUAAGCGCGUUUCAUAAUAUUACUUUUAGGCACGCAUCUCUGACGAUUCAAUCGGCCGCCUUUAGGGCGGUGUAAUAUUAUUCUUACGCACGUACCCGUGUGCGUAUUUAUUAGAUCGAUGCGACAAUAACGGCCGAUCUUCGCCUUUCCUUUCUUCGCCUCAUCGUGAUAUCGUUAAUACUAAAUUUAAGAGCUGGCGACUCAUAUAGGACUCUCAGACGUAUUGAAAAUGAGAAGUGAAUUUAAGACAAUGUAAUAUAGAGAUAGAGAACAGAGGAUAUAAUAGUGCGAAAUCGGCGAUUACUUUUUUUCGCAUCGAUCAAAGAUACAGUCUCUCAGUAGUUGACCAAAAAAUUUACACAUAUACACAUCCACUGCGUUAUGAGUGAUUUUAUAUACAUAUAUACGACGUACACUGCGCAAUGAACAAUUAUAUUAUCUUGUAGGAGGGAAACUUAUGUAUCCGAAGGAUCAACGCGAUCACGUGUGCAAAACGACUCUACCGAUUAUUGUGCCAAAAAUGUACGCAAUCUGUACGGCAAUCACGCACAUUUUUUAUACGGUUGUAAAAGGACUUGUUGCGUUCCGUAAGGGUUCUCUCUCCAGUCAGAACCAUAACGUUGAUUCGAUGUCGAAAUGAUCGAUGAACCGUUGAAUCAAUGUUGAUUCAACCCUCACGUCGAAUCAACCUUGAAUCAACAUGUGGUUCUGACUGGGUCGUCCUCCAGCGUAGUUUUAUCCAUUCGCGCGCAUUUGUCGAGGACACAUUUUAACGGCAUUGUAAAUAAUUGCGGGAAAAUAAGGGUUUCGUCUCUUCUAUUCCAUGACGUUGUUAUCACUCAUUUCAUCGAACGGAAUUGCGUUACCUUCAUUCGUGUAUAUGUGUGUAUAUACGUAUUUAUACAUUAUAUAUAGAGAAAGAGAGAGAGAGAGAGAGAAAAAAACAGACACGAAAGUCACUUCUGUGUGCGUGUGUAUGCGUGUACGUAUGCGUUGUAGCAUGAUGUGAGAGAUAUCUCGUAUGCCGCAUAUUUAAAUUCUUCCCCGAUAUACAUUCCUAUAUACAUACACGAUAUUCUAUAUGCAUACGACACGAAGAUACACCACACUACAGAGACAGACGAUACAUGAUGCCGAAAUACAUUGUGAAUAUUAAUGCCAUCGCGUUCGACGUCGCAUUCGCUCAAAAGUUCAGAUGCGCAAAUAACAUUUGAUGUUAACAUUUGCAAUCUAUUUUGGUUUGGGCGGCUUGCUAGAAGCGUGAUAUAACCCGUUAUCUGAAUAAAAUAAAGACUCGUAUCACACAUA
Odontomachus brunneus is the source of this 8988-nucleotide messenger RNA. It is a transcript of the gene LRR, whose product is annotated as F-actin-uncapping protein LRRC16A. The coding region runs from base 270 to 4730 and encodes 1486 amino acids. Gene Ontology annotation, biological process: regulation of Arp2/3 complex-mediated actin nucleation; cell migration. Gene Ontology annotation, molecular function: protein binding. The record is from RefSeq and is a predicted model, not a curated record. The transcript is spliced from 24 exons. NCBI's taxonomy places the organism in Eukaryota, Metazoa, Arthropoda, Insecta, Hymenoptera, Formicidae. Gene Ontology annotation, cellular component: lamellipodium; plasma membrane.